GAUAACGAACUUCCGCUUUCAGUCUUCUAACUUAACCUUCUCCCCUAACUUAUGCGAGUGUUCUUCUCAGCGCUGGGCUUGGAUCCCUGACAUGGAGGAAAUGCUGUCUUUCAGGGAUGUGGCCAUUGUUUUCUCUGCAGAGGAGGGUGAAUACCUGGGCCCUGAUCAGUGGAAUCUGUACAGGGAUGUGAUACUGGAGAAUUACAGCAACCUCGUGUUCCUGGGUCUUGCCUCCUCUAAGCCUUCCCUGAUCACAUUUCUGGAGCAAACACAAGACCCUUCAGACAUGAAGAGACUCACAGCAGCUGCCAUGGAAACAGGAAACAAAUACUAUACAGGCAAAGAAUGUGACAAAACCCUUCCUUGGAACUCACAACCUAUUAGUCACCAGAAAAUUAACUUAAGAAUGAAGCCAUGUAAGUGUGAAGAAUGUGGGAAAGCCUUCCAUUUUCCAUCGUUACUUUGUGUGCACAAGAGAUUUCAUACAGGAGAGAAAUCCUACAAUUGUGAUAUAUAUGCUGAGGACUUCUGUUUUCCAUCACGUCUUACUGAACACAAGAGAAUUCAUAGAGGAAUAAAACCCUACAAGUGUGAAGUAUGUGGCAAAACCUUCAAACAUCCAUCAAUACUUCUUAUACACAAGAAAAUCCAUACAGGAGAGAAAUCCUACAAGUGUGAAGUAUGUGGCAAGGCCUUCCAUGUUCGAUCACAACUUUCUGUACACAAAAGCGUUCAUACUGGAGAGAAACCCUACAAGUGUGAAGUGUGUGGAAAGGCCUUCUGCAUUCCAUCAAGACUUUCUGUACACAAAAUGAUUCAUUCAGGGGAGAAAACCUACAAGUGUGAAGUAUGUGGCAAAGGCUUCUGUACUCCAUCACGGCUUUCUGAUCAUAAGAGAAUUCAUACAGGAAUUAGACCCUACAAGUGUGAAGCAUGUGACAAGGCCUUCUGUUUUCCAUCACAACUUACUGUACACAAGCGAAUUCAUACAGAAGAGAAACCCUACAGGUGUGAGGUAUGUGGGAAGUCCUUCAAAUGUUUAUCAGUACUAUCUGAACACAAGAGCAGUCAUACAGGAGACAAACCCUACAAGUGUGAUGUAUGUGGUAGGGCCUUCAGUUUUCCGUCACGAGUUUCUGAACACAUGAGAAUUCAUACAGGAGAGAAACCUUAUAAGUGUGAAUUAUGUGGAAAGGGCUUCUAUAUUCCAUCACAUCUUUUUGUACACAAAAGGAUUCAUACAGGAGAGAAACCCUAUGAGUGUGAAGUAUGUGGCAAAGCCUUCAAUACUUCAUCAGGACUUUCUGUCCACAAGAAAAUCCAUACAGAAGAGAAACCCUACAAGUGUGAAGUGUGUGGCAAAGCCUUUAAACGUCCUACAGGACUUUCUGUCCACAAGAAAAUUCACACCGGAGAGAAACCCUACAAAUGUGAAGUGUGUGGCAGGGCCUUCAGUAAUACAUCAGGACUUUCUAUACAUAAGAUGAUUCAUACAGGAGAAAAGCCCUACAAGUGUGAAGUAUGUGGCAAAGCCUUCAGAGGUCCAUCAGGACUUUGUGUACACAAGAAAAUUCAUAAAGGAGAGAUGCCCUACAAGUGUGAUGUAUGUGGUAGGGCCUUCUAUAUUCCUUCACAACUUUCUGUACACAAAAGGAUUCAUAUAGGAGACAAACCCUACAAGUGUGAAGUGUGCGGAAAGGCCUUCAAUUGUCCAUCUGGACUUUCUGUACACAAGAGGAUUCAUACAGGAGAGAAACCCCACAAAUGUGAUGUAUGUGGCAAGGCUUUUACUCGUCCUUCUGGACUUUCUAAACACAAGAGUACCCAUAUAGGAAAGAAAAAAUACAAGUGUAAAGUAUGUGACCAGACCUUUACUGGUCCAUCAGGACUAUCUAAGCACAUGAAUAUUCAUACAGGAGAGACCCUGUAAGUGAAGAGUGUGUCAUUCAUCCAUCAGGACUUUCUGAACACAAGAGAAUUCAUACAGAAGAGAUGCCCUAGUGUUUUGACGUAUGUGGCAAGGUCAUCCAUGCUGUAUCAUUACUUAAAGUACACAAGAGACUUCCUAUAGGGGAGAAACCCUACAACUGAGAAGUAUGUGGGAAAGCUUUCUGUUUUCCAUUACUACUUUCAGAAGCAAGAGCAUUCAUAUAGGAGAGAAAGCAUGCAAUCUAAAAUAUGUGGUGAGUUCUUUAGAACUUUUUGGAUUAUUUAUUCUCACUUGAUAAUCCACAAUAGAAAGAAACCCUGCAAUUAUAAGGAUUGUGGAAAAGCCUUCUAUGAAAAGCCAUACCUUGCUCAGCACGAAUGAACUCACACUGGAUAGAAACCUUACAAACGUGAAGAGUGGCAGGCUGCUCAGUUGUACCAAAAACCUUAAGGGACAUCAAAGAAUUCAUUCUGGAGUGAAACUCUACAAGUGUAAAGAAUGUGGCAAAGACUUUAUAAAUUACAUAGCACAUUCCCAGCACCAGUCUAUUAUGAGUGUGGAGAAUGGCAAUGCUUUUCCCCUGACUUCUGGUUUAAACAACUUCUAAGAACUUAUGUGUGAGAGAAAGCCUGUGAAGAAUAUGCCAAGGUCUUAUGCACUUAAUAAAAACUUUUGAAACACCUGAUAAUUCAUACUGGAGAAAAAUGCCAUUAGUGCCAAACAUUUAAAAAAAAAAACCCUUUAAUAAACUUUCUAUUAUUUCUCAAGACAAAGUAGUUCAAACUUCAGAGAAAUGAUACCAACAUUACAAUAUUCAUAAAAUGUUUUAUACUUUCUCAGUUUCUAAAAGAUAUAAAGACUCUUCUGUCCAGAAACCGUACAAAUGGGAUGUCUUUUCGUAUAUAUGUUGCCCUUACUGGUUGAUGAAUAAAGCUGUUUUGGUCAAUGGCCUGGCAGAGUAAAUCAAGAGUGCGAGUGAGUAGGUGGAGUUGAGGAGGUGCCUUGUAGCCACUGAAAAAGAAAGAUGCCAGAACAUUACCAGUAAGCUACAGCCUCAUGGCAAUACAUAGGUUAUUAGAAAUGGGUUGAUUUAAGAUGUAAGAGUUAGUUAUGGGCAUCACAAUCACUGACUUCAAACUCUACUACAGAGCUACAGUACUGAAAACAGCCUGGUAUUGGCAUAAGAACAGACAGGAGGACCAAUGGAACCAAAUAGAGGACACAGAUAUCAAUCCACACAUAUUUAAACAUUUGAUACUUGACAAAGAAGCAAAAAAUAUCAAAUGGAAUAAAGAAAGCAUAUUUAAUGAGUGGUGCUGGCAUAACUGAAUCUAAACAUGUAGAAGAAUGAAAAUAGAUCCAUAUCUAUCACCUUGCACAAAAUUCAAGUCCAAAUGGAUCAAAGACCUCAACAUAAAGCCAGCCACACUGAACCUUAUAGAAGAGAAAGUGGGAAGUACACUUAAACGUGUUGGCACAGGGAACCAUUUCCUAAAUAUAACCCCAGCAGCACAGAUACUGAGAGAAACAAUUAAUAAAUGGGACCUCCUGAAACUGAAAAGCUUCUGUAAAGCAAAGGACAUGGUCAACAAGAUAAAAUGACAGCCUACAGAAUGGGAAAAGAUCUUCACUAACUCCAUAUCAGACAGAGGUCUGAUCUCCAAAAUAUACAAGGAACUCAAGAAAUUGGACACCAAAUAAAUACAUAAUCCAAGAGUAAAGACCUAAACAGAGAACUCUCAACAGAGGUACCUAAAAUGGCUGAAAGACACUUAAGGAAAUGCUCAACAUUCUUAGUCAUCAGAGAAAUGCAAAUCAAAACAACUCUGAGAUUCCAUCUUAUACCUGAAAGAAUGACCAAGAUCAAAACACUGAUGACAACUUAUGGUGGAGAGGUUGUGGGGAAAAGGGAACACUUCUGCGUUGCUGGUGGGAAUGCAAGCUGAUACAACCCCUUUGGAUAUCAGUGUGGCGAUUUCUCAGAAAAUUAGGAAACAACCUUCCUCAAGACCCAGUAAUACCACUUUUGGGUAUAUAUCCAAAGCAUGCUCAAUCAUGCCACAAGGACAUGUGCUCAACUAUGUUCAUAGCAGCCUUGUUUGUCAUAGCCAGAACCUGGAAACAACCUGAAUGGCCCUCGACCAAAGAAUGGAUAAGGAAAAUGGUACAUUUAUACAAUGGAGUACUACACAGCAGAAAAAAUAAUGACAUCUUGAAUUUUGCAGGAAAAUGGAUAGAGCUAGAAAGCAUUUUGAGUGCAGUAACCCAAACACAGAAAGACAAUUAUCACAUGUACUCACUUAUAGGUGGUUUUUAAACAUAAAGCAAAGAAAGCCAGCCUACAAACCACAAUUCCAGAUAACUUAGACAACAAUACAGACACUAAGAGAGACUUACAUAGAUUUAAUCUACAUGGGAAGUAGAAAGUAUAAAAAGACAAGAUCUCCUGAGUAAAUUGGGAGCAUGGGGAACUUGGGGGAGGAUUGAAGGGAAAGGGGAGAGGUAGUAGGGAGGGGAGCAGAGAAAAAUGCAGAGCUCAAUAAAUAUCAAUUUAAAAAAAGAAUCAAAAUAAAAAUACUUUCAAAACACAGACACACACAAAAGUGUUAGUUUUAAAUAAGCCUGAGCCAUUGGUCAGUGUUGUAAUUAACGUAGUUUCUGUGUGAUUAUUUGAGUCUGGGCCACUGGGAAAUAAAAGUGCAAUUUCUGUUUACUUAAUGGCACCCAAUGUUUGACAAAGUACUUCCACAAAAACCUGAGGAAACUUUAAUAAAUGCUUCUAGACCCACAAAAACACAAGUCAAUUGCAGUUUCUUGGUAGCUGCAUUUUUCUUCAGCUAGACACUGCUGGCUUUGAGCAGAAGUGUGACUUCAUUAAGAGAUAACUUCCUGGUUGAUGCUCAUGGCCCAAAUGGCUCUGGAUAUUUCAGAGGUCCUGCUACAGAGCACUUAAAUGGGAUUUGUGAAAAAAAAAAAAUGCUACUAUUUACUUAAUGGGGACAAAGACUCACUGCAUCCCUGGAGUUGAGGCAGUGAACAUGUCUCCCAGAGACAGUGAACCUACCUCUGCCAUGUUUAGUGGGAAACAGCCAACAGACAAAGCCGCAGCAUUGGUCUUAGUCAUCCCAGCUUAACACUUUAAAAAAAAUGCUCCUGAUCGUAAACAGAUUACAGCUACACAGUAAAGAUAUUUAAUCCUAGCACUUGGGAGGCAGAGGCAGGAGGAUCUCUGUGAGUUCGAGGCCAGCCUGGUCUACAAGGGCUAGUGCCAGGACAGGCUCCAAAGCUACAGAGAAACCCUGUCUCAAAAAAAAAAAAAAAAAGGCCUCUAAACAGGCCAAAGUAUGUUUGAUAAAUGUGCCUGGACUUAUGACAAAGAAGAUAAAAGGUAGAGUCAUAGAUAAAAAAAAAAUUAAGAAUAUUAAACUGAGGUUUUUAAAGGAAUAAUAGAAUAAAACAUGGGCCAUGAAAAGAUGGGAAAUAGUCAGGAUUACAUAUAUUUUUAUUUCUUUGAGUCUUUGACUGCAGAGAGAUAUUUGAUUCUGGGAACUGCAAAGCUAAAGCAACAUAUAUUUUAAAAUAUGUUGACUUCAAAAUUUGAGUCUCAGAAUAUGUUACUUUGGAAAAGAGGUUCUACUUUUGUUUCCACAGAGGAUUGGAACCUGUGGGUUCCUUCUAGGCUAAUGUGGUUUAAGGAACAAGACUCCCUUCAAAAAAGGUCUCUGUGAACUCUAAAAAUACUUUACCCAACCACCAGCAGGAAAUAGUUUGGAGAAAACUAUGCCUAAAUUUCUUAAUGAUUAUAAAUGUUUGUUUUUAUUUAAAGGGGGUUGAUUAUAAAUGGUUAAUGGUCACAUUCAAUAUCUUUCUACAGAAGAAGGGGAUAUGAUAUAGAAAUGAAUACAUUACAAUGGUAUGGACUUUGGUUUAUUGAUACAAAUUUAAUGUCAAUUUUGUUAUAUAUAUAUUUCUACUCUCAUUUAAGGUAUUAUGUUCAUACAGCUCAUUUAAAAUUAUAGAUUAAUAGUCAUUUAUAAUAGUCGAUGUUGUAGUCAAAUUAGAUUUUCUAGAUAUACAGAGAUAUAUUUCAGAUGGAUAGGUAACCUUCAAAGACCAACAGAAUAUGGCUUUUAAAUGUUUUUAAGAACUUAGACUUUCCUCAGCAGUGAGACAUGUCUGCUGUAAAUAAUAAAACAUGUAGGAAUUUCUUGAAGAUAGGAUGGCAGCAUGUCCAUGCUUAGUGACAAAUAGAUCUCUGAGUGGGUGAGUCCAGGGUUCCGUAUGUUUAGUAUUUUUUUUCUAAUGGUUUGAAAUAUCAGGUUUUCUGGCUUGAAUGCUGGCCCUUUCUGGGUAGUGUCUCCUUUUCCUAGAGUGCUGCUUGAUCAGAUUCUACCUUCCCUUAUGUGAUUUUGAAAUGCAUGUUAAUAUCAUUGUUUUUGCCUAUGGGAUUUUUAAACCAUGUAUAAAAAACUAAAAAUCUGGUGGAGAUCAUUCUUUUCUCUGGUUCUUCACCCACAGAAUAAAGAAUAUGCAGAAGUAACAUGCUUGAGUUAAUUGAUUUUAUUUACACUUGGACCUUAGGAAUCUAAGAUUUAAUAGACUUAACACCAAAAUAAACCUCAAUAGGCUGAUUCUUUAAAGAGUCUGCCAGUCAUUCUACAGGACACAGAAGAAAACAACUGAUGAACUUUGCCAAUCAAGACAAGACAGAUCAUCAAAUAUUGUGCUUCACAGAAAAGUCUUUCAGAUAUGCUAAGCCUAUAGACCCAAGACUGAUGUUCCAAUGUUAUAGAAGAACUUUGGGGGACUGUCCAGGCAGUGAGAUAUCUCUGCCAAUUCUAGAGUUUUGGAGGUUGCUUACAAUGCACUUCCUGUUUACUUAGGUAAUAAUAUAUCCUUCUGGGGUCUUUGGAGUUGAAGACAGAUAGUUAUAGUUUGUCUUAAACUUAAUGAAAGAUAAAUUAGAUAUAAAACUUUAAACUCACAAAGGUAAAAUAGUAUAUUUUCUUUAAUUUUGCCUAAUACCAACGAGACUAAAUGUGACUAAUUCUUGCUUGAUAACUGUUGUAUUAUAUGUAAUUUUACUAUAUGAAAGUUAAAACCUUCCUUUAUAAAAAACAGAAAUGGAGAAAUGAUGUGGGAUGUCCUUAUUAUAUGUGUUUCUAUUAUAGGUACCUAAAACCUUAGGGACAUCAAAGAAUUCAUUUUGGAGAGAAACCCUACAGGUGUAAAGUAUGUGGCAGCCUUUAGAACUUACACCGCAGUUCUAAACUACAGACUAUAUUGGAGACAAACGUGAAUAUGGAGAAGGGCAAAGCAUGAAUAGAAACACUACAAAUAGGGCGUGUGUGAUAAGGCCUUUGUAAUCAUUCAAACCUUACCCAAAACAAAAGAAUCCAUGUACAAGAAAUCCAUAGACAUGUGAAGAAUACAGUGAUGUACUUUACCAUUCAGCCAGCAUUUUCUGAUUUUAGAAUUUAUCCCAGAGGAAACAACAAGACUGUAUGGUGUGAUAAUGCUUUUCAGGAUUCCUCAUUUGGUGAUGACUCCAACCAUAAAAUAUUUUCUUUGCUACUUUAUAACCUAAUAAUUUGCUACUGUUGUGAAUCAUGAUGUAAAUAUCUUUAUACUGAUAGACUUGGGUGACUCAUGGCAAAAGGUCUUUGACCCCUAAAGGGGUUUUGACCCACAGGUUAAUAAUUGCUUCCAUAAAUGAAGAAAAAUAUUCAUACUAAACAACAUCCCUAGAAAUGUGAGGAAUGCUGAGAACUUUAUCAUUCACCCAUUGUGCAUCGAAAACGUCACACAUGCAAAUGUAGAAUAUGACCAGGUGUUUAGGUUUUCUUCAUGUCUAUACGUGCAUUGUAGGGCUCAUACUGCUAAGGGACACUACAAAUAAUAAGAUUAUGGCAAGGUUUUAUCUGACUUUCAUAUUGGAAAUAUCCUCUGAGACCCCACACUUGUAAGAGAAGCUGUAUACACAAAUAAUUCUGAAAAGCCUUCAAUAUUACUAUUUUUCAUCAACAUAUAAUUCCACACUCCCAAAUAAUGGGAAAACUUCAAUAAUAUUAUAAUCUUCGCCAACACCAAAUAAUAUGUAUUGAAUUAGGAAUAAUGCAAAUGCUGAUGUCUUUAUUUGCUUCUGCUCUCAACAGCCUAGCAAUAUGUGUAAAUCACAAUUGUGUAGAUUCCUUGAUCUGAAUGUCCCAAGGAAAUCACUGUGGGUCGUUUUAUUGAUGCUAAUUGCUGUAGGAGAAUCUAGACUAUUAGAUGUUGGCAUUGUACCUUGUUGUAUGUGUUGUAUGUGCUCUUGACCAGAAUGUCCUAGGUUUAUGAAAAUGCUGGCUGAUCCCAAGCCAGGGUGAAGAAGACAGAAUACAGCAUUCCUCCAUGGUUUUUAGUUCAUGCCAUGCCUUUAGAUUUCUGCUGUGUUCUCCUGGCCUGCCUUCCAUGGAUGAAGAUGUUCUGCCAGUGUACUGAAAUGAUCCACCUUCCUCCCCUAAUUAGUUUUUGGUCAUGCCAUUUAUCACCACUAUAGAAAUCAAACUGGAUAAAGAAUGUUGCAAGGUUUUGCAUCUUCUUAGUACAAUAAUUAACACUGAAGCCUUCCUACUGGUGAUAGUAUCACAAGGCUUUAAAGCUUCUUCAAACUUACCUCACCCUCAACAAUUACACACACACAAAAAAAAAAAAACACUGUUCCAAAAAUAUUAUAAAGACUUUAUUGAUUUUUAUCAGCAAUUUAACACCAAAAAGAUCAUACUGGAGAGGAAUCCUGUAAAACAAAAGGAAAUCAAAUCUGAUUACAUGGAACAUGAGAAAAUCAUAUUUAAGAGAAACUAUUACAAACACCAAUGAUAGGUUAUAUGACACACCUUCAUAUCAGGAAGCUUUCUUUGUUGAGAAAACUUACAGAUAUAAAUUGUGUAAUGCCUUUCAUUGAAAUUCCAUUCUGAUUCACCACUAGUGAAUUUAUAUUAUGUAGAAACCUACUUAUGGCUCUAGCAGUAAUCUUGUCCAACAUAUACACCUUAUAACCUUUUUUUUUUUUUUUUUUUU
Molecule: messenger RNA, 8989 nt
Organism: Alexandromys fortis (reed vole)
Lineage: Eukaryota; Metazoa; Chordata; Mammalia; Rodentia; Cricetidae
Product: zinc finger protein 728-like
Exons: 4
Coding region: 92-1930 (612 amino acids)
Biological process (GO): regulation of DNA-templated transcription
Source: RefSeq, a predicted model, not a curated record